AUGAGCGCCGAGCCAGAAUCAGAACCACCAGCAGCAGCAGCAGCAGCAGCGUCCAACGGCGACGCACGGGAUCCCAGCGGCUUUCUCAGCGAAAUCAUCGGCGCGCCCGUCACGGUGAAAUUGAACUCUGGGGUCGUGUACAAAGGUCAGUCCAAAAAGCCUCCCAACCACCACAACAGAUAUGGGCGAUGAGAAGAAAAGAAACAAAAAACUGAAAGGCAUCGUUUUUUUCUUUUCGGAAUCAUAGGCGAACUGCAAUCCGUCGAUGGAUACAUGAACAUUGCGCUGGAAGACACCAAGGAGUUUGUGGCGGGCAAGUUAAGGAGGAAUUAUGGGGAUGCGUUUGUGAGGGGGAAUAAUGGUGAGUAUUGGUCCUUGUUGUGGCUGAAGUGA
Messenger RNA from Lecanosticta acicola, 393 nucleotides. The record is from the annotation of a GenBank genome assembly. Lineage: Eukaryota; Fungi; Ascomycota; Dothideomycetes; Mycosphaerellales; Mycosphaerellaceae.